Molecule: messenger RNA, 996 nt
Organism: Sphaerulina musiva SO2202
Lineage: Eukaryota; Fungi; Ascomycota; Dothideomycetes; Mycosphaerellales; Mycosphaerellaceae
Exons: 2
Coding region: 1-996 (331 amino acids)
Biological process (GO): peptidyl-proline hydroxylation to 4-hydroxy-L-proline
Cellular component (GO): endoplasmic reticulum
Molecular function (GO): procollagen-proline 4-dioxygenase activity; iron ion binding; L-ascorbic acid binding
Source: RefSeq, a predicted model, not a curated record
AUGGCCAACGAAUCAAGAAUCUACCGCACCGCUCUCGAGAUGGCCAUCAUCUCGAUGGUCAUAUAUAUCCUUGUCGGAGCUCCUGGAUUAUCAUCAUCAUCUUCUUCUCCUUCUUCUUCUUCUUCUUCUUCUUCUUCCUCACACGACAAUUCCAAUUCCGAUUCGGCAACUUCUGGUCUUUUCUCCAAUUCCGACAAAAAAGUCAAGAUCGAACAUCUCGUCUACCCAUCCAAGAAUUUGACCUGUCCCAAACACGACUACACCACCCACAUCUUCUCCACGAGUCCAUUAGUCAUCUACAUUGAAGACUUUCUCAGCGCAGAAGAAGUCGAACAUUUGAUUGCAUUGAGCACAAACAACUGGACCCCCUCAACAAUCUUCAACGCAGGCCUCGAAACCACCGACCCCAAAAUUCGCAAAUCCGAAAAAGCCUCCAUCCCGCGCUCCCGCCUCGUGCAAUGUAUCGAACAACGUGCUCUAGCCUUCCAAGGCUGGCCUCGAGAUACCUUCAUCGAAAGACUGUGGACGCAAAGAUAUAAUGUUUCGGGUCAUUAUCGUUUACAUUAUGAUUGGGCUUCAUCGUCGAAGCAUUCGAGGCGCGUGAGUAGUUUUAUGGUGUAUCUUUCUUCUGGGGAGGGGUUGAGAGGGGGUGGGACGAGAUUUCCGAGGUUGAGUGGGCCGAGUGGAAAGGGGAAUGGUGGAGAGAUGUGGUGUGAAUUUGUUGAGUGUUAUGAUGAUGAUGAUGAUCAUCAUCAUCAGAAUGAGGGAAAAGGUCAAAAGGAAGAUGGUGGUGGAGUCACGUUCAAACCGAGAAAAGGAAGUGCAGUAUUUUGGAUGAAUUUCGACGAGCAAGGACGAGGUUACAAAGAGACGAUUCAUGCGGGAAUGCCGGUUCUCGAAGGUCAGAAGAUUGGUUUGAAUAUUUGGACUUGGUAUCAAGCCGGUCAUAGAGCACCAGAGUCGGCGGGAGAUGAGGAAGUGGGGAGUGGGACAUGA